This is a messenger RNA of Phytophthora sojae, 798 nucleotides long. RefSeq lists its product as hypothetical. Bases 1 to 798 code for a protein of 265 amino acids. NCBI's taxonomy places the organism in Eukaryota, Oomycota, Peronosporomycetes, Peronosporales, Peronosporaceae. The transcript has 2 exons. The record is from RefSeq and is a predicted model, not a curated record.
AUGAAGAUGCACGCGGCUGUGUGGCAUUUCGCCGAUACCGACGGGAACAAGUACACCAAGAAAUAUGCACGCAAGGGGAAAGGUCUACAUGCCACCGAUCGGGAAUCAAGCGACAGUAAAUGGCUGCGGAACCACGGCGGCAAGCGCAUCCGGGACGCCUGGAAGGCGCUGUCUCCCAAGACGAAAGCUCGUUUGAUGCAGGAGACGCCUGAUGAUACGUUCCCUGAUCAAUCAGAGGGGAUAUUAGAUGAGCGCACCAAGGCGACGCCACAACCGACAUCGGUAGCGAUGCCGUCCACGAUUCGGACCAAGCGCAAGACAAACGCAAGCUGCAAGGACUUGACACACCUCAGGGCUGUGCUCAAUCGAAAUCGAUCAAAGUACUACAGCGUGGUGUGCGAAGAGGAAGAGCUACGAAUCAAGACGGCCUACAAUAAUGGGAGCCUUGCAGGGGUCAUUGAAGCUAUGGCUUCGGGCGUAAAGAACGCCAUUUAUCUGGCGCAUUCACGAGACCGAUGUCAAACGAGCACAGACGCGUUUAGAGCUGUUUGCCUCCGGGUUGGCGAUGUUUUAACGAGCGCCAUGUCGAACACCUCGUUUCCCCCAGAACCCAAUUACGACAGCGAUGCACCAAGCCCCGAGUUUGCUGCCGGAAGAAUUAAUCAAGCCUGGCGAAAUUAUCAGCACAGCGUAAAAGAGCUACGCUCCGCACUUGCCCAGAAUGGUGUUGAUGGUGAUCCUGAUCCUUCUUUGCUCGCUUCCAUCCACCCUGCUUUCGCUUCAAAUACCAAACGCUAA